AUGGAUCUUCUAUUUCUGGUUCUCACCAAGUGCUUGCCUUGUUUUCCUGAUCUUUCAAGCCCUUCGCUUACGGUCAAUGGCACAAAAUACAAAAUACUCCGGCUCCUCGGUGAAGGUGGCUUCUCUUAUGUCUAUCUUGUAUCGCAGAAGAACAAUGCUAACAACCUAUACGCCAUGAAGAAGAUUCGGUGUCCGUACGGUGGAAAUGAUGCAACUUAUGCCAAUGCGUGGCGAGAAGUACGCAGCUACCACAGAUUUGCUGAAAGCAAAACCCCCUACAUCAUCCACACUAUAGACGAAAGCGUGGUCAACGAAAGCGAUGGAUCAAGGACCUUCUACAUUCUUCUUCCAUACUUUGAGAGGUCUUUACAAGAUGUGAUCAACUUCAAUGUGCUCAAUAGCGUUUCUAUGGAGGAAGAGGAGGUGCUCAAGAUAUUCAUUGGCGUGCUUCGAGGUGUGCAAGCAAUGCAUAAGUACCAGAAAAGAGGCAGCGCCGGAGGUCCUGAAACUGAUGACGACGAAAAUGAUUUGAUGCUUCCAGAUGAAGACGAUGAUAGCUACGGCCAGGCAACAGAACUUCUGGAACUCUGUCCAUAUGCGCACAGAGAUAUCAAGCCUGCAAACGUCAUGCUCUCUGCUGAGGGCUUACCAGUCCUUGUGGAUUUGGGCCUGUGCUCCAAGGCUAGAGUUACAGUGACCUCUCGGCAACAGGCACUUACAUUGACCGAAUUUGCCCAGGAACAUUGUACGCUUCCGUACAGGGCACCUGAGCUUUUGGAUGUUGCUAGCAACGCCGAAAUCACCGAGCUGACAGAUAUAUGGUCUUUAGGGUGUCUCUUGUACAGUUGUUGCUUCGGAUUCUCGCCAUUUGAAAAACUCGAAAUUGAACAAGGCGCCAAUUUGAAUUUAGCCAUCUCGCAGGGUAAAUAUGAGAUUCCGAGCGACCUUCGAGGCUUCUCUCCCGAACUCAUUGACAUUAUCAAGUCAUGCCUAGUUUUGAAACCUACAGAAAGGCCUACAGUUGACGAGCUUCUAGAGUCCUGUCUCACUUUGCUUCAUAAAAUAUGA
Messenger RNA from Candidozyma duobushaemuli, 1068 nucleotides. Its product is annotated as putative serine/threonine protein kinase. Gene Ontology annotation, biological process: protein phosphorylation; vacuolar protein processing; regulation of vacuole fusion, non-autophagic. The transcript has a single exon. The coding region runs from base 1 to 1068 and encodes 355 amino acids. Gene Ontology annotation, cellular component: cytoplasm; Golgi apparatus. Gene Ontology annotation, molecular function: ATP binding; protein serine/threonine kinase activity. NCBI's taxonomy places the organism in Eukaryota, Fungi, Ascomycota, Pichiomycetes, Serinales, Metschnikowiaceae. The record is from RefSeq and is a predicted model, not a curated record.